AUGGGUGACAUUGCGGAACAGGCUAGUCCAGACACUCUGGAUGCCCAGCUUGUCGCGCUCAAUAGUAGCUCUACGAACAUCCGCAUCGAGGCCCUGCGGAAACUGCAGCACGCGAUUCAAGCCGAUGGUGACACCAUCUCGGCAGACCACACGAUUGUCCUGCCUGCUCUGCUUGCGACCUAUCCUCGAUAUCCAGAUCGAAAGUCUCGCCGUGCGGUGCAGUCAUGCCUCCGAGCAUAUCUCACAACUUCAUCGUCUGCUAGUGUUGUCUACUCUGCGAUCACGAAAUUCUUGGGCCAAGAAAGUCAAAAGGCGGCUAUAGCACCUGGAAAUGCCUUUGUCUUGCUUGAAUGGUGCUGCCUUGUUCAGCAGGAAAUCCGACACCAUGAAAAGUCGUUUGCACUGUUCUUUGGCAAGUUAUGCAUAGCCGCAGCUCGUCUGUUGGACAAGUGCGAGGACAAAGUGGUCCGUGGUGGAGUACAAGACUCGGCUUUGACUAUCGCCAGACGAGGUUUGCGCGAUGUAUUCAAAACAGACCGAGGUGAGAAGGCGCUGCAGCUGGCCCUCCAGGACGUUGCGAGCUCCAGCGAUUCGAAUGCCAGUCAUGGGCCGUACCUGGGCGUCAUCGCCGGCGUCAGCGCCCGUAUCCCGGAGAGAAAAGAGCAGCUCCUGGGUCUCAAGAAACACGUCCUUGAUUUUUACCUCAAGUCCAUCGUCGGCUCCAAGACUGCAGUGCCAUUCCAUGAAUCAAUGGGCCUGAAAGAUUUCUUCCUCGACUUCGUCACUGCCCAAGAUGUGGGCGAGGUCGUGAUACCUGCGAUCGAGAAGUCGAUCUUAAGGUCACCUGAGGCGAUCUUGCAAGGAACCGUGGAAGCGCUGUCUCAAUGUUUACCGACAAAUGUUGAUAUCUCAGGGGUCGUCAGUGCAAAACUGGUGAAACCGCUGUUAUCAGCCAUGAACUCUACCAAUGCAACUAUCCGUGACGGAGCAGGUAAAGCACUGUCCGCGCUGGUUGGCAGAGGCGGAUCAGCAGACUCUUUACAAAAGAUCGCGGGAGAACUCGGAGCGGCAAUCAAGGCUUCCAAGGCAGGAAGCUUUGAACUUCGUGGCAUUCUUGCCGAUGUCCUGCUAAAGAUAGCCCCAGAGACCAAGACAUCGGCAGUCAUUGCGCAGGCCAUCGUCCCUGCUGGGUCCAAGGAAGCUAACGAAGGAGCUUUGAGAAAAGAGCUGGCUGCACUUGCUCCUCACCUGCAGCUUCUUGUUGCCUCGGCGGCUCUUGACAAGUCUCUUUCAGACCCAGUGCUGAAGGGCUGUGCCGACAAAAGACUUCCCUUUCGCAAACUGUGGGUUUUGUGCCUUGCAACUGUGCUCAAACACCUCCACACUGUUUCUGCCGAGCAAUCAUCACAAGAUUUUGUCAAGGCGGCUCUGAAAGUGCUGAGGGAGGUACAUGAGGAAGUUGCGUCUAAUCCACUACCGGCGACUCAGAAUGGCUACGUUGCCGCAGGGUUCGGUCUUCCCGGACUGCUUGACGCACCGAUUCUGAUGGCAGAGGAGUACAAAUCCAAUUUUUACGACGAACUCCGGAACCAAUCUCUGGCUGUUCAACCCAGGCUAUCUUUCAUACUCAAUCCAAAGGUCUACACCCGGCUCACAGCAGGGGAUGAUUGCCAUUGGGCGCUCUACGCGCUGACAAACCUGGCUGGUAGUCUUGAGAGAGCGUCAAAGGAAGCGAAAACAGCAUGGGCCACCGCCGUGUUACACCUAAUGCUCACUCCGGAGGUCGAUUCUACAGUCCGAAAAGAGACCGGAGUUGCUUUGUCGCAUGCUUAUACAGAGCAUCCUGCCUCGGUAGGCGAAAGCAUAGUCCUUGGUAUCUGGGAUGUGCUUCGAAGCCGCGCAAAGGAGCUUGCUGAUGAGGCCGAGCAUUCCCUAAGUGAUAAUCGUCUGUUGGUAGCGGUGAAAUGCAUCAGCUACUCGAAGGAUGAGCUCGGAUCCAUUCCUUCGGAAAGAGCAUCUGAGAUUCUCAAGAGCCAAGCCACCUCUACCAUAGCACUGUUACGCCCGGAGCUGAUUGCUAACGCUGACUGGAUCGCUACCUGCCUCGCGACCGGCGUUGAUCCCGGAGAACUUGCGGCAGAGCGGCAGGAAUCGCUUUUCAAGGAGAUCCUAGCACAAUUUGAGCCUGGCAAAAUGGCAUCGUUGAAUAUCUUUGAAGUUGCAGCUUGCAAUGCUGCGGCUACUUUGGCAUUCGUGGCGCCAGAGACGUUAACACCGGCACUGAUCCACCAAUUCCAGAGUGACUUGGACUCUGCCCAGCUGGAUGGUGUAGGCCCAACUGAGGCCCUGAUCGCUCGCGCCCCUGAGGGUACCCUCGUCAUAGAUGUUCUCGGUUCGCAAACGAAUGGCAUUUUAGAGAACAAGAACCAGAAAGACUAUGACACCCUGAAAUGGGAGGAAGAAAUGCGUGCGCAGUUGGCAAAGAAGAAAGGGGCUCCUCAGAAGAAGUUGACCCCUGACCAGCAAGCAAAGGUCGAUGCUCAGCUUGCACAGGAAACGGAAACCCGAGCAAGAGUCAAAUUUCUCUCAAGUAAGCUAAGAAGGGGUGCAAAAUUUAUCGAGGGUCUCGCUCGAGGUCCGCCAACCGACCCAGGAAGUUGGAUGUCUCCAGCUAUUACCGCCUUGACCCGAGCACUCGAAGAGGGUGCGGCACUCAUCGUCGAUGAUGAGAUUGUCUCAUCGUAUCUGGCUUGCUCGGACAAGAUAUCGGAUCGGCUUGGUACCAUGCGUCCGUUUGUCGGCGUUGCCACUUUGAGGUCUCAAGGGAAUGCAAACAUUCCAGAACAUCUUUCUGUUGAGCCUUUGGCGGAGCUCGGGACCAGAGUCCUCUACAGACUUCGAUUCGCUGCUGAGCAACGUCCUUUCGAUACCGCAACUACCGCCUACGCUCUGCCGCUUAUCUUUUCUGUCCUGGAAAAUGGCAAGAUUGGAGAAGUGGCUGCGGACGAUGCGGAUGCACAAGUCCUCCUCGCCCUUGAGUUCUUGUCCUUUCAGAUGGGAUCAGCUGCAGACGAGCACCUUCCAAGAGCUCAGAUCCUACGCCACUUGAUCGGCGCCAUGCAAAGAUAUACCCAGCACUAUCGGACCAUUAGAGAUUGCUUUUCUGAACUCUGUCGCUCGAUUUCGGAGAACAUUUCUGCCGAAGAGAGGGAUAUCCUUCUUUCAGCCUUGGUCGUUCCCGAGUCGACCGUUCGGUCUGCGGUGCUACAAUCAAUUCACUCAGAUAUUGACCUAUCUGAGAUUGACCACUCCGUUCAUUUGUGGAUCGCUUGUCAAGAUGACGAAGACGAAAAUGCCGAUCUCGCGCUAGCCAUCUGGGAUGAGGAGGAAUUCAGCGUGACUGACGAAUUGGUCGAGAACAUACCCGAUUUCCUAUUUUCAGCUGCACGGUCGACUAGGACGGCCGCAUCCAAGGCUCUCGCUCAAGCACUCCUUCAGAUACCUGCAAAGACUGAUUCAAUAUUGGUAUCUCUUCAAAAGUCAUACCGCACCGAGAGUCAACCGCUUGUUCCAAAGCGGAACAAAUUCGGCAUUAUCCAGAAAGGAGAGUUGAUCGAUCAAUGGGAGAAGCGGAGUGGCCUUGCUCUCGCUUUCAAGGAGCUGUCUUCAGUUCUCCACACAGAGGCUCUGGUCCCAUUCAUGAACUUCCUUGUCUCAGACGGGGCCCUCUCCGAUCGGAAUGCUACUGUGCGCUCAGAAAUGGUCGCUGCUGGCACUGCCAUCGUGGCAGCUCGAGGGAAGGAUUGUCUUGAACCUCUAAUGGGUUUGUUUGAGAGGGUCUUGCAAGGGCCAGAUAAAGGGACUCAAGAAGCAGAUUGGGUUAACGAAGCCGUGAUUGUUCUGUAUGGAUCUUUAGCGAGGCACCUUCCCGACGGCGACAAGCGAACCGGCAGCGUUAUCCAAAAGCUACUUGACACGUUGAGUACGCCAUCUGAGUCUGUCCAAUUUGCUGUGGCGAAUUGCCUGCCUCCCCUGGUCCGUCCCGCCAGCGUUGAAGCCGGGCCCUAUGUUGCCGCACUUCUCGAUCAACUAUUCCAAAGCAAGAAGUAUGCCGCUCGUCGAGGUGCAGCAUACGGUUUGGCAGGCAUCGUCAAGGGCAAGGGCGUUGCAGCUCUGCGGCAAAACAGGAUAAUGAUGGCGUUACGGAGCGCGACCGAAGACAAAAAGAGCCCAGAGAAGCGGCAAGGCGCAAUGAUGGCCUACGAGCUAUUGUCAGCGCUCCUGGGACGGACCUUUGAGCCCUACGUGAUCGAAGUACUUCCACAACUACUGACCUGCUUCGGUGACCCUGUCGCGUCUGUCCGUGAGGCUUGCUUGGACACGGCCAAGACGUGCUUUGCAAGCCUGAGCUCGUUUGGCGUUUCUCAAGUGUUGCCUCAGUUGCUUGAGGGACUAGACGAGACGCAAUGGCGGAGCAAGAAAGGAGCUUGUGAUCUCUUGGGCGCCAUGGCCUAUCUUGACCCUCAGCAACUGGCCACAAGUCUGCCAGAGAUCAUCCCGCCCCUGACGGCUGUGCUUACAGACAGUCACAAGGAAGUCCGAGCCGCUGCCAACAGCAGUCUCAAGAGAUUUGGCGAAGUCAUCACCAACCCGGAAGUUAAGAGUCUCGUUGACGUCUUACUGAAAGCACUAAGUGAUCCAACCAAAUACACCGAAGAGGCGUUGGACGGAUUGAUCAAAGUCAAUUUCAUCCAUUAUCUCGAUGCCCCAUCACUGGCACUUGUUGUCAAGAUCCUGGAGCGUGGCCUCAACGAUCGCUCGGCGACCAAGCGAAAAGCUGCCCAGAUCAUUGGCAGUCUGGCACAUCUGACAGAGAAGCGAGAUAUCGUCACUCAUUUACCCAUCCUCGUCACAGGCCUGAGGCUCGCAUCAAUCGACCCAGUGCCCGCAACACGCGCGACUGGCUCAAAAGCACUCGGCAGCUUGGUGGAGAAGUUGGGUGAAGACGCAUUCCCAGACCUGAUACCGAGUUUGAUGGCCUCGCUCCGCACAGACACGGGCGCAAGCGAUCGGCUUGGGUCUGCCCAAGCCCUCAGUGAAGUCCUUGCUGGGCUUGGAACCAGUCGUCUGGAGGAAACUCUACCAUCUAUCUUGCAAAACGUGGCCAGCCCCAGAGCAACCGUCAGAGAAGGAUUCAUGACUCUGUUCAUCUUCUUGCCGGCCUGUUUUGGCAACAGCUUUGCCAACUACCUUGCACAAAUCAUCCCUUCGAUCCUCAGUGGUUUGGCCGACGACGUCGAGGCCAUCCGUGAGACUGCUCUUCGAGCAGGACGAUUGCUUGUCAAGAACUUUGCAACCAAGGCCAUCGACCUGCUUCUACCUGAAUUGCAACGCGGUUUGGCCGAUGACAGUUACCGCAUUCGUCUCAGUUCAGUCGAACUCGUCGGUGAUCUCCUGUUCAACCUCACCGGCAUCAGUGCUCAAGCAGAAGCCGAAGAAGAAGGCGAACACGCAACCCAAGCAGGACAAUCGCUCCUCGAAGUCUUGGGCGAAGAGAGGCGCAACAAGGUCCUGUCCUCCCUCUAUAUUUGUCGUUGCGACACUUCUGGACAAGUCCGAGCAGCUGCCAUUGCUGUUUGGAAGGCCCUUGUUGCAACACCAAGAACUCUCCGCGAAUUGGUGCCGACGCUUUCUCAAAUGAUCAUUGCACGCCUUGCAUCCUCGAACAUGGAGCACAAGGUCAUUGCUGCCAAUGCUCUGGGUGAAGUGAUUCGCAAAGCUGGGGACGGCAUCUUUGCUACCUUGCUGCCGUCGCUUGAGGAAGGCCUGCAAACCUCGACCGACUCAGACAAGCGGCAAGGUAUCUGCAUCGCUCUCAGGGAGAUUGUCAAUGCUGCUUCACCGGAUUCUCUGGAAGACCAUGAGAAGCAAUUGAUUUCCAUAGUCCGCCUGGCGCUUACAGAUUCUGACCCCGAAGUCCGUGAGGCAGCCGCCGAAUCCUUCGAUUCACUGCAACAGACGUUCGGUAAGAGAGCAGUCGACCAGGUGUUACCACAUCUGCUCAAUUUGUUGCGCACCGAAACCGAGGCCGAAAAUGCCUUGUCGGCAUUGCUUACCCUGCUCACAGAGGCAACGAGAGCUAAUGUUAUCCUGCCCAACCUCAUACCCACGCUGCUCACGAACCCCAUUACUGGAUUCAAUGCUCGUGCUCUCGCGUCUUUGGCUAAAGUUGGAGGAGCAAGCAUGGCUCGCAGGCUACCCACAGUCCUGAACAGUCUCGCGGAUAACAUAGUCAUGUGCAAGGACGAUGAACUUCGAGGCGAGCUGAAUGAGGCCUUCAGCGCGGCUCUGUCGUCUGUCGACGAGUUCGACGGCCUCAACACCGCCAUGAGCGUCAUGCUAGCAAUGAUCAAACACGACGACCAUAGAAGACGCGCGCUGGCAGCAAAUCACCUGGCCACAUUCUUUGCCAACCCGGUCGUGGACUAUUCCCGCUACAACCAGGACCUCAUCCGCGUCCUUCUCAUUUCUUUUGGCGACCGCGAUCACGAAGUCGUCAAAGCCGCCUGGUCUGCGCUGAGCCAAUUGCAGUCACAUCUACGCAAAGAAGAAAUGGAAUCACUCGUUUCCUCGACCCGUCAAGUGCUCCAACAAGCCGGCACGGCAGGAUCAGUCCUACCCGGCUUUGCUCUGCCCAAGGGUAUCCUCCCCGUCCUUCAAAUCUUCCUCCAAGGCUUGAUGAACGGCACGACCGAGCAGCGAGUCCAAUCCACCAUGGGAAUAUCCGACAUUAUCGAGCGCUCCAGCCCCGAUGCCCUGAAACCCUUUGUGACGCAGAUCACGGGUCCGCUCAUUCGUGUUGUAGGCGAGCGAUCCAUGGACGUCAAAUGCGCGAUCCUCUCCACUCUGAAUCUCUUGCUCGAGAAGAUCCCUACUUUCCUUCGGCCCUUCCUGCCACAACUACAACGCACCUUCACCAAGUCCAUUGCCGACCCGACGAGCGAUCUCCUGCGCACCCGCGCGACAAAGGCUCUCAGUACAUUGAUCACGCUCACACCGCGCGUGGAUCCCCUGAUUGCCGAACUCGUCACGGGCGCGAAAACACCAGACAGCGGUGUUCGCAACGCCAUGCUCAAAGCUCUUCAGGAAGUCGUCAGCAAAGUCGGAUCGAACAUGUCGGACGCCUCGCGCGAGUCGAUCCUGGGCUUAAUGGAUACCCUGCAACACGAUACACAGGAUGAUACCAUGAUGUUUACCAAUGCCAGACUUCUUGGCGCGAUGAUCAAGGUCCUUCCAGCGGAAAAGGCCAGCGGACUGAUCAAGACCCGGGUCCUCGUCCAACCGAGCACCAAUGCCUCCAUCCUGGCUUUGAACGCUGUGCUGCUGGAGAGCGCGUCAAGUCUCACCGAAGAUCCAUCCUACGCAGAAGAUACGCGCCACGUCCUAACCAGCGGCCUUGCCGGCAAGGGUGGCACAUUCGUCCAACAAAACGCGGUCCUCGCGGUAGGGAAAUACAUCCUCUCGCUCCCCUCCACGGUCUUCAACAGCACGCCAGACGUAGAGAAGGAAUGUAUACCGCUCUUUGAGUCGCUCGCCGCGGUCCUUCCUCCAGGAGGGGACAUUGACUCGCGCCGCCUCGCACUGGUUGUCAUGCGCACAAUCUUCCGGCACCAUGGGGAUUCAUUACGCUCGAGUCCUACCCUGUUAAGCACCCUCGUGCCGCCCGUCUUCGCCAGUGUUCGCGAUGUGGUCAUCCCCGUGAAGCUCGCCGCGGAAGCUGCCUUCCUCGAACUAUUCAACGUCGUCGACGAAGAGAGCGCCAUAUUCGACCAGUACAUGCAAUCCGAGAGUGGAGGGAAGAAGCUCGGCGUCGGACCGAGCAGAGCGAUGGGCGAUUAUUUCAAGCGCGUGGCCUUGAGGCUGGGGGCACAGGCGCGGGAGAGAAGAGAGGCCGAAGGAGGUGUCAAAGGGGGGUUAGGACUGAGUGGUGACGAGGAGGAGGACGAGCGGGAGGUGUGGAGUGUUGGGCGGGUGGAUCUGGCCGACGAGGCAAAGGGAGAGGAAUAG
Cladophialophora carrionii CBS 160.54 is the source of this 8067-nucleotide messenger RNA. RefSeq lists its product as uncharacterized. The record is from RefSeq and is a predicted model, not a curated record. Bases 1 to 8067 code for a protein of 2688 amino acids. The transcript has 2 exons. NCBI's taxonomy places the organism in Eukaryota, Fungi, Ascomycota, Eurotiomycetes, Chaetothyriales, Herpotrichiellaceae. Gene Ontology annotation, cellular component: cytosol. Gene Ontology annotation, biological process: regulation of translation; cellular response to amino acid starvation. Gene Ontology annotation, molecular function: protein kinase regulator activity.